UCCUUGCCGUGGUCAGCCACUGUGUAAUACGCAUGUCCGGAAGCUUGGUGGGAGCUGCAGGAUAUUGCUGGAGCCGCUGCAGACAAUGGAAGGAGGAGCCGUUGCGGAGACUGACCGGCAGCCAGAGGGGGGUGCUGCAGAAGGAGGGCUCCCUGCAGCCGGGCCCGCCAAGAAGGCCCGGCAGUACGGCCAGAAGCGCUUCAUCUGCAGCGAGUGCGGCAAGAGCUUCAAGCAGUACUGCGACCUGAAGAGGCACGGCCGGGUACACACGGGCGAGAGGCCGUUCCACUGCCCAGCGUGCGGCAAGCGCUUCAGCACCUCGUACAAUCUGCUGAUCCACCGGCUGGUGCACAGCGGCGAGAAGCAGUACAAGUGCCGGCUGUGCGGCCGUGAGUUUGUGCAGCUCCACCACCUGGUCACCCACCAGCGCACCCACACCGGCGAGAAGCCGUACCCGUGCCCGGUGUGUGGCAAGGCCUUUCGCCAGUCCUCCACCAUGGCGGUGCACCGGCGCAUCCACGGCGAAGAGCGGCCUUACCGGUGCCCGGACUGCUCCAAGUGCUUCAAGACCUCGUCCAACCUGUCCAAGCACCGGCGCAUCCACGGCGGGGAGCGGCGUUUCGCCUGCGAGGCGUGCGGCCGUCGCUUCCUGCACUCGCACCACUUGGCCACACACCGGCGCACCCAUUCCGGAGAGCAGGCCUCCUCCUCCUGCUGCUGCUGCCCGACCUGCGGCCAGAGCUUCUCCAACCCGGGCCGCCUGCUGGCGCACCACCGGCUGGCCCACACCGGCGAGCCGCCCUACCGCUGCGAGACCUGCGGCCGCGGCUUCAAGCAGAGCUCGACCCUGGUGCGGCACCGGCGCACCCACACCGGCGAGAGGCCGUACAGCUGCCCGAUCUGUGCCAAGGCUUUCCGCCAGACCUCCACCAUGCAGGUCCACUACCGCACGCACUCCGAGGACCGGCCCUACCGCUGCAUGCAGUGCGGCAAGGGCUUCAAGAGCGCGUCCAACCUGAUCGGCCACCACCGUGUCCACAGGAGCUAGAGAGCUUGGCACCACUCAGCCAGAGUCCAGCCAUCCCAAUAGAGGCAAAAUGUUCCAUUGCAAAAAUAUACUUUAUCCUUAACUUAUCUACAGUUCACUUCGGACAAUGCAUAAAGUAUUGCCAUUCCUCAUAUCGAGCUUCAAUUCAAUUGCAAACAAAGUCUAAACAUGACAAGAAACUAUCUGCAUUCCAAUUAAAGUUAUGAAUUUUAAUUUUAUUGCAAAAAAAAUUUAAUCAUAAUUUAUCUGUAAAUGCAAUAUGGAGCAGUUCGGUUUGGGCAUUGCAUUGGAUCCAGUAAAAUUAUGAUAUUCCACGUUUGCUUCAUCCAGGCAUUAUCAAAACACGACAAGAAAUUAUUUAGGUCCCCAUUAAAUAUAUGAGGGGAUGUGGAACUGAGCAGACACUCGUUAUGCUUUGACAGAAAGACCUUAACCAGUGGUCUUUCCCCACUGUGUCUUGUCUGCAGCUGCCCCAAGCUUUAGUGCGUCCCUCAGCACGUAGUCCUGGAUCUUGGAAUGUGUCAGUCUGCAACACACAGUCCAGGCCUUUGCACCCCAGGGAGACCAAAGAGCGUAUUUCACCGAUUUCAUGGUCUUCCGGGCGCAGUCAGUGUUUGUCUCGGUGUCCAGGGAACAGACCAUAGAGCACAGAGUCCUGUGUCAUGGAGCUGUUCAGGACAAACCUCAACAAAAAUCACUGCAUCUCUCUCCAGACCUUCUUUGCAAAGGCACAUUACAGAAGGAGAUGUGUGACAGUCUGUGCAGUAGUGCACAGAGAUCAGGCAUGCAUGAAGGAUCUGACAGGCAGUGGCCUUCUCACCAUUAGCCAAGUUAUCUCCUGGUGCUUGUUGGAAAGUUCUGCUGAUGUGGUAUUCUGUCAAAUGACUUUGACAGUCUGCUCACCCAACAGGAUCCACCCUCCUUUUCAUGCUGGGUCUCAAGGCCUCAUGCUGACCACUGCCUGAUGGACUUGUGGUCAAAAGGGUUUUCCUUGCAAAUUUUUCAGUAAGAAUAAUGGUACAGUAUGGUCCUAUUACUUGGAGUGUUCCACAGCAUCAUGACCAGACCCAUCUUUCAUAACACCAGGGACAGGUAGAACCUCAGUACGUAGAGUCACUUGGUGUUUGCAUACCAAGAGCUAAAGCUACAAAUACUGCAGCUGCUGAAACCAUCACACCUGCCCUCAUUCAGCAUCUCCAUUCUCAACUAUUCACUGCAAGCAACUUUUAGCCUGAACAUACUUUUAGAUGCGAGAGACAGGAAUUCCCUUUGUAAGAGCAUUCCUGUGAAUGACCGUGUGUGAAAGAUGCAGACUUAAUCACUAUCUUUUUUUUAAAACACCAGUCUUUAUGCCUUUGCGGAAUUUAAAAGUCAGCUAAAAAUUUCCUAAACUGAUCCAAUUAUGUGGCUUCCUUAAUAACAGGUUUAAGCUGGCUGAAAUCUAAUGCUCAAUUUUCACACAUGGAUCCAGACUUUGUGAUUUAGUGCAGUUUGAAUUUGAGCGUCUCAUUUUCAAUGUCUUUGAUAGCCUGGUCACUCAUUUCCAGGAUGCUAUGGUUCUUCUGCUUCACAUAGAGUUGACUAAUGGAAUAUCCUGUGAGACAGACUCUGGAAAUUCAGAUAAGCAAAGAGAAAAUAGUUUGACUUUCCCAAAAAUGAUGUGAAACACUGCAUUUAAAGGAUUUGCAUAGAUCAUUGAGUUUUGAUCCUUGAUCACUCUAUGUAUUUCUUGAAUUAGAUAAAAGCUGUUUUAUUGUCGAUGCA
Molecule: messenger RNA, 2812 nt
Organism: Rhincodon typus (whale shark)
Lineage: Eukaryota; Metazoa; Chordata; Chondrichthyes; Orectolobiformes; Rhincodontidae
Product: zinc finger protein 239-like
Exons: 2
Coding region: 86-1048 (320 amino acids)
Biological process (GO): regulation of transcription by RNA polymerase II
Molecular function (GO): RNA polymerase II cis-regulatory region sequence-specific DNA binding; DNA-binding transcription factor activity, RNA polymerase II-specific
Source: RefSeq, a predicted model, not a curated record